UGUCCAAUAGUCACAACGUUCUUUUAUGUUUACGCAACUUAUUUCCUUAUCCAUCUGUUUAAAGAUCGGAGUUCAAAGAUACGGCUGUGUGAUUCAGAGUAAUAAAACGUAUGAGUUAGAAAGAUAGGGCGGUUGGCCGUGAUAUGUCCUUCACUUGUGGUUAAUAUUGAAAGUGCGGCACACUGAAUAUCGAGCAAGCCUGCAUUUGCCUACAUUUUCUAAUGUCCGUAACAUGUUGGCCAUGACAUUGAGUCGCUGGAUUGAAUUAACUGUGUUGUUUGCCUUCUGCCUAUUGGCGAGCUCGACUGUUGGUGCUGACCAGGCACUGAAGGACGUGGGAGCGUGCGACAGUGAAAUCUACUGCGAUGGGCCCGUGCUACAGGCGGUACAAGAUGCUCACGUGUACAACGACUCCAAGACAUUUGUUGACCUCAACAUGUUGCACGACCCAGACAAGGUUCUGUCUGCUUUUGGAAACCUGACUGACAAGACAGACGGAGAUGCCGUCAAGAGGUUUGUGGAGGCAAACUUCGAUGGGCCAGCCACGGAGUUCACCUCCUGGACGCCCACCGAUUGGAAACCAAGCCCCUCGAUGUUCAGUAACAUCCGCGACACAAAGCUUCGUGCCUGGGCCUCUGAUCUGAAUGACCUUUGGAAAGACCUUGGCAGAAAGAUCACAGACGACGUGAAGAACAACGCUCAACGUUACUCCCUCAUGUCCGUGGACAAUCCGUUUGUCGUUCCGGGAGGACGCUUCAGGGAAUUUUACUACUGGGAUUCGUACUGGAUUAUAAAGGGCUUGCUCCUUUCCGAGAUGACGAACACGGUAAAGGGGAUGUUGUUGAACUUCGCCUCCAUAGUUGACAAGCUGGGUUUUGUUCCCAAUGGGAAUCGGGUUUACUACGAGCGCCGAAGCCAGCCUCCGUUCCUCAUUCCCUCUGUCAGCGAGUACCUCAAGGCGACCGGGGACUUCCCCUUCGUGCAAUCCAUCCUCCCGUCCCUACAGAGGGAGUACGAGUUCUGGAUGGCCAACCGGUCCGUGGAUGUCACCAGGCCCGGCAGCUCCACUACGCACACGCUGAAUCGAUACAACGUCUUCAUGGGAAAACCCAGACCAGAGUCGUAUAGAGAAGACGUGGAAACUGCAUCUGGACUUCCUGAAGCUGAAGCAGCGGAGGUAUAUUCCAACUUGGCGUCAGCGGCCGAGAGCGGGUGGGACUUCUCCGGCAGGUGGUUCGGCGAGCAGGGCACGCUGCGCUCCAUCCGCACCAAGGAAAUAGUGCCGGUGGACUUGAACAGCGUCCUGUGCCUGAACGAGAAACUGCUGGCCGACUUCUACGAAAGGGCAGGUAAUGCAACAAAAGCCGCCGAAUUCAGCGCCGCCCACCAGGCAAGACGAGCUGCGAUCCGCGAUAUCUUCUGGAGUGACGCGACCGGCGCGUGGCUUGAUUACGAUCUGAAGUCGUCCGCCAACAACAAUAAGUUCUACCUGUCGAGCAUCGUGCCGAUGUGGGUGGGCUGUUACGGGGAAGACGCGGGCAAAAAAGAGGAGAUUGACAGAGCUGUUAUCAAUUAUUUGAAGAGAGAGGGUGUUCUAGACCAUCCAGGGGGCGUGCCAACUUCCAAGCAGAACACAGGCCAACAGUGGGACUACCCGAACGCGUGGCCUCCUCUCCAGCACAUGCUAAUUGAGGCACUGGCCAACAGUAGCUUGGAGGAGGCCAAGCAGUUGGCCUUUGACCUGGCCCAGAAGUGGACCCUGACCAACUACCGGGCCUACGAGGAGAAUCAAGUCAUGUACGAAAAGUAUGAUGUGACCAAUCAGGGUGUUCCAGGCCACGGGGGAGAGUAUGGAGUGCAGGCUGGCUUUGGGUGGACCAACGGCGUCAUCCUUACCCUGCUGGACACAUACGGAGACAGACUUCAGUCAGAUGUCCCAACGACUACGCAUCCACCCACUACAGUCACCAGUGCAAGCAUCAAGCCACGCCUAUAUUUUAGCACCUUGAUACUUAUACUCAGUCUUAUGUUCAUUUUGUUGUUCCCUUUGUAAAUCAUGGACUAAAAGUGAAGACACGGUACAGAUGUUAGAAAACCAAGUUCAGUGUGCACGUCCUCAAAACCUUCUUUUUCCCAUAAAAUCUUUCAAACUACUGAUGCAUUGUGAUUUUCCAUAUUAGCAUAGCAAUAUUUGAUGAUUUACCUUACAACCAUACUUAAAACUUUGCAAAUCCUUGACACACCAUUGAUGUCCUCAGGAGGUCAGCGUUUCCCUUGGCAUUGGAGCACAAAAAUUUGUGGUUUUGUGAUUUCAGAUCUUGACAGGAAGUCAGUAAAACCUGAUGGUUAAAACCAUUUCAAACGUCACUUUCUGAUGCAUGAUUGGCUUUAAAUCUCCAGGAAUCUUUUUCAAUAUCCUUCUCUGUCCGGAAACCAGUGACAGAACUCCCCCCUCCCACUAACAGAAGUCUCUGCCCCUUAGAUCACCCCUUUCAAAUUGAAAAAGUCUGCACAUGACUGCUGCUUUCCCAGCACCCUUGGAAACAUUGGUGCACCCUGGGUGUCCCUCUGCAGAAAUUAAUUUGAAAUUACCUGUAUUUGGGAAUUUUCUGAUAAGCAGCGAACUGAAAUCCACUGAAAGCAAGGUUCAAUGCAUUAAAUCAUGGAACAUGAAAAAAGUACCUGUAUGUGGGAUUUUCGUUAUAUCUGCUCUUCAAUUUUCUCAGGAAAAUAAAAUAGAUAGAUGCGCCUCUGCAGUAUGUGAUAAUACAGUUGGCCAUUGUUUACCUAAUUUAAAGUUUUGUUUCGACUGUAUACAAUUGUUAAUCUGUUGAUUAUUUAUAUUGUUUGUGUUUUAUAACAUGGAUGAUGUGGUAUUUUUUGUACUUGUACAUUUUCAUAGAUACUCGAGUCUCAAGAAGAAAAAUUUUUGUUAUAGAUAAAACUAACUGUAGUCUCCCUUUCCAAAAAAUUCUAUGGGAAUUCCACAAUUCUAUGGGAAUUGUGCAUUUUACAACUUACAAGAUACAGCUUAAUUUCAUGGAUAGUAAGACAUGUUCAAGUAUUCACAUGUAGAAAGAGUUCACUGGAUUUCAAUACUUCUUUGCUAAUGUGUAACUUGAGCUUACCUCAUUUGGUGGAUUCAAUUAUAAAGAAUAUUUCUGUAUUUUUUUUGAGAGAGAAUAUUAUUCUGGAAAGACUGCCUUAAAUGAUUCUCAGAAUAACAGCCGAAUUUUGAGUGACAGAGUGCAUGCAAGACGUCCUUAGCACCGAGGAGAAACGACCCCUCAAGCCUUUUUCUUUUCCUGUGUGAGUGUGUGUGGUACUUCUAUAGCCCCCCCCAAAAAAGAAAGAAGCUACCCAAAAAGUACAACAUGAUCUUGAAAAUGGACAGCAUAAAGCACAAAGUGGUAAAAACAUCUUAGAAACAUUUCACUUUUGAUGCGAACACGCUUCGGACCCCUUGAUGUAUUUACGAAAGCCGACUUUUUUUUUCCAAAUUAUUUAUCGGGGUCCUACUUACCCUUACAGCCUUGCUUAACACCAUGUUAAUCCACGGAAUAUAGCCAGGCAUCAAAAGAGUUCCUUUGUUUCGUGGAUGAGGGAGGAAAGCCAGAGAGCAUGGAGCAAAAACCUCCUGGCGCAGGAGAGAAUCAACAAACAACUGCACUUGCAAAUGGCCCGGGCUGCGAUCAACCCUGAGUCACCUGAGUGGCAAGAAGAGAGCACCACUUUACUCACGAGCCACCCGUGCCACUGCUAAAGGUGCAGACAUGACCAAUCCAUGAUCAUAUGAAAGUCUGUGCGCCCAUGUAGAACUAGCAUCUGAUAAACAUCUUCUGAGAUACUCCCAUGGCACUCCUCCAGCAUGAACAAAUGCUGGAUGCAGUAAUGCAGGAUGCUGGGCCAAAGCAGAGCUGGGCCCAGUCAAAUUGAAUAAUUCGAUGUCAGAAUAAUUUACUGGUUGUUCCAACUGAGCAAGAAAAAUGAUCAACAUUAAAAUUAUGAUCAUAAUAACUUCUCACUUUUCUGAACAACCACAUGGACUGCUUGCUGCGAGAAAUGAUCAAUUUCUCAACAAAUUAAAAAAUGUGAAAUGCAACUCUGAUACCAAAGAGUGGGAAUUUUCUCUUUAUUUUUAUUCACCAUCAUUUGAUUUCUAAAUACUCAAUAACAGGGAACAGUAA
Molecule: messenger RNA, 4187 nt
Organism: Acanthaster planci (crown-of-thorns starfish)
Lineage: Eukaryota; Metazoa; Echinodermata; Asteroidea; Valvatida; Acanthasteridae
Gene: treh
Product: trehalase
Biological process (GO): trehalose catabolic process
Molecular function (GO): alpha,alpha-trehalase activity
Source: RefSeq, a predicted model, not a curated record